This is a messenger RNA of Rhincodon typus (whale shark), 984 nucleotides long. RefSeq names its product fatty acyl-CoA hydrolase precursor, medium chain-like. Gene Ontology annotation, biological process: modulation of chemical synaptic transmission; neuron cell-cell adhesion; presynaptic membrane assembly. The coding region runs from base 1 to 969 and encodes 322 amino acids. Gene Ontology annotation, molecular function: neurexin family protein binding; signaling receptor activity. Gene Ontology annotation, cellular component: synapse; cell surface. NCBI's taxonomy places the organism in Eukaryota, Metazoa, Chordata, Chondrichthyes, Orectolobiformes, Rhincodontidae. The transcript is spliced from 6 exons. The record is from RefSeq and is a predicted model, not a curated record.
AUGUCAUUUGGGGUUAAAGGUACUUUCAGUUCCUUCCAAACAUUUAUAUGCUACUUCCUAACAAGUGUCCCCGGUUGUUUGUUUGGAUUACUGGAUCGUGUGUUAAUAUACAACGCUAUCUGGGAAGAAGAAGUGACACAGUUGGAAGCCAUAGCUGCUGAUCUAGUGAUUGGUCUUACCGAGAGUGAGAUUGCAAAAACGUGGGUGACCUACCUAGGACACGUCAUAGGGCAAAGUGGAAGUUCCUGGGAACUGGAUAGUAUUUCCAAAUAUCUGAAAACCCUAGAUUGUGACCAGGUUCUGAAGGCUGGAAUCCAGGUUGAUAUGGAUUCGGAACAGUACAUUUCCCAUCUGUCUAUAGCUGUCAGCAAUUCAGCUUCGACAAGAAAUCAAGUGAAAGUUAAUGAAGAUUUCCUGAAGCUGACCAUUGAUGAGUAUAUGGGUGAUGUACAAGACAAGACCAGGAUCCGAGAUUUGCACCUUGAGCUGAUGGGCGAUGUAAUUAUGUUGAUGCCCACUGUCCAAUCUGCCAGAUUUCACCGAGAUGCUGGCAAUGCAGUCUUCUUGUACGAGUUUCAGCACCGACCAAGUGUAUAUGGAAACAGCCGGCCUGACUUUGUCAAGUCUGACCACAGUGAUGAGCUCGGAUUUGUGUUUGGUGCUCCGUUUUGGAACAAUGAUAUUAAACUAUUAGGAAAUGCCACUGAAGAGGAGCUGGCUCUGAGCAGAACAGUGAUGUCUUACUGGGCUAACUUUGCAAGGAAAGGUGAUCCUAACGGGGAAGGGCUGAUAUUGUGGCCACGUUAUGAUCACGACGAAGGAUACAUGCACCUGGACCUGAAGCAAGAGGCAGGGAGCAAGCUGAAGGAACACCGCGUGAAAUUCCACGCUGAGCUGCAGAAGCAAAAAGGUAGAACGAAGAGUGAGCAGGAUGUAAAAGCUGAUGGCCAGCAGCGAUCAGAGCUCUAACAAUCCGACAAUCAG